AUUUUAGUAUAAAGGAUAAAUUUUUAAAGGAACUUCCCUUUUUAAAACCAUGAGGAUGUAAGUUGCAAGCAUCCUUAUAAAAUAUAGAUCUAAGGUUCUAGAAGCCAUGGUUUCUGAUGGCAUGAUGGCUAACACAUUUUCAUGUGGUCCCUGCACAAUGCAGUGCAUCACAUUUGUAUGUGGGAACCAUGGGUGACGAGGAAUGGAAUGAAGUGUACUCGAUCUUGGCUAUCCCACAAUGCCGUUUUUCUGUCUAUGAGGUGUUUAUGGUCCUUUAUAGUUGCUAUCAAGUAUUGAAUCUAUUAUAGUCUUUAAGAAAUGUUCUAUUUAUAAUGUCUUUUACUCACAUUGAAUUUUGAAUUUAUAGUCUUUAUAAAGUAUUCGUUUUUUAAUAUCUCAUAAUGUAGCAAGCAGAUUUAUUUAUUCUACAGAAUGUCCUUUCUCGUGGAUCAAAAGGCCCGGGUAUUCUUCCUGCUAUAAGUUUGGUUUCGCGUUGAUCAACAAACAAGAAGCUCUAGAGUACUGUAAUUCCUACCACUCUGUGUUGGCUGUUGUCGAUGAUGAAGAAGAACAAAGAUUUUUGCAAGACGUUAUGACAAGUGUAGAGUCAUUCACACCGACGUCGUACCGGUCACUAGGAAUGAAAUCUACAAGUAAAUACUCUACAACUUAUAUCCGUACGUCCACGGGAAGGCAGCCGGGCAAUGUGACAUUUGAAAACUACAAUGGAAUCUACAACCAAAACGCCAACAUUAAAUCUACUGGAAAUAUACAAUUGCUGAAAAGCCUACAUAGAAAGAUCAUUUGUGAAAAGACUCCGGAGUACGUGGGUUGUUUCCUGAGUGAUUCUAGUCUCCCGGUGACUUGGACGUCAGAUGAGAUGACAGUAGAAUUGUGUGUAGAAAUCUGCCGUCCCUUGAAUACGACUUACGCCUUCCUGUCGCCAUCAGACUGUCGAUGUAACGAUACACUUCCUUUAAAUAGGACGGAGGACUGUACAUCAACAUGUGCUAAUUCAGAGAAUCAGAUCUGUGGAAAUACACGAUCUAGUGUCUCUGUCUUCAGAAUAGAUGAAUACCCCCUGUAUGGAUCUUGUGAUGAGCUGUUUGAUUCUGGAAUAAGGAGGCAUGGCAGUUACAUAUUAAUGAAUGCCACACAAACCUGUCAGUUCUAUGAUAGUUCUGCUGUAUGUAAGGAAGGAUGGUAUGCAAUGGAUGGCACCUGUUACACAGUACUCCUGACCCCCACCACUGGUUAUGAGUACCAAAGUGUUGAUGACUGGAGGUCUGCAUGUGGCCAGAUAGGAGGAAGAUUGGUGACCAUCAACAACCCAAAACAACAGCAGUUCAUUGCAAAAAUCAUCAUGGGUUCAGAGCGUUUAGUUAAGCCAACAGUAUUGGUAGGAUAUUCCGAAUCGAUCUUGUUUGGAGCAUCAACCUGGGCAUCCGGUUCUCUGUCGGAAUACUUGAAGGACCCAAGUGUACCCGAAAAUUCCUAUCAGCAACGAGUGCUGUUUGAAGAUCAGCAGUACCUUAAUACUAUCAUUAGCACCUCCUCUGACACCUUUCUAGCCGGGGCGGCUGUGUGUGAAACUGAAAAAGAUUUCAUCGGUGUGUUCAAACCUCCGACACACCUUGGGCCCUCAAUUCUUCGGUAUGGUAUCAUGACCUUAACACAAUGUAAGCAAGUCUGUAUAGGAGGGAAUCAUACUUAUGCGAUACUUGGUAACGACACCUGCUGGUGUGGCAAUCAGACGGAUGUAGACCUGUUGGUUCCUGAUGUUUCUGGUACCAUCGAUAGGGUCAUUAACUCCAGUCAGAUAUAUUGCCCAGGAAACCAGCUCCAACGCUGUCCCGCCAAUAGGGAUAAUGUGGAUGUUUAUAGUAUAGAAUUCGAUUUGGAAUUCCCUGCUGCAUCCUGUGAUCAUCUGUAUUCUCAUGGAGUGUUCUUUAACGCAACUUACAAAAUUCAAAAUGAAAACGAGACUUCUUAUCAAACUUGCGGGUUUACUGACAACACAGACUGCGGGUCUGUCCCUCUCUUUGUGGGAUAUAGAGGACGUUGUUAUAAAUUUGGAACUGUGAUGACGUAUGGAGCCAGCUGCUUCUCUACCGACAGCUUCCCAAUUCUCCCAUCAGAGGAUGAUGAACUCAUUACUACGCUGAAACAAAUAGUUCCAGUUUUUAAAACAAACAUGCGUCUUACUAUCGGAACAUCCAAUAGAUUGCAAAACGGUUAUUUUACGACAAGUGAAGGUUUUUUCCUAAAUUCACAUCCUGCUGUGACGUCAAAUUGUUUAGCAACAUUUGUGACGCUCAAUCUGAGCUCAAUGGUUUGGGAGGAGGCGUCGGGCAUGCAGUACGAAAUAUGUAAAGCCCCGCAGAAUAGUAGCAUUAUAUGUAUUGAUACAAGCAGUUUAAACGGAACGGUAGUAUUUGAACAAAGAGAUAUAUAUCCAAUGACGUCAUCGAUUUGUAUUCACGUUUGCCUUGGUCGAGAUUCUAACCAUGCUGUCGUGCAUGAAAAAGGCUGCCAGUGUUUCAAUAGCACGAGUUAUGAGCAGACAUUUGGUGAAUGCGAGGUGUGUUCUGGACAUGAAACACAAAUGUGCGGCGACGAAUCAAGAGGACGCGGAGUUCUAAUUGAUUUAGACUUCUACAGAAAUGAAACGGCUCAGUCUUGUGAAGAACUCCAGUCUUACGGAAUCCAAGUGCCUGGCCAAUACUAUAUAAACCCAAACAACACCCGAUACCUUGUUACGUGUUUUGACCAAGAUCCAUCCCUCUCUGUUGUUACGGAGUAUUCAGCAACACCAUCUUCUUUGUAUUCUGGCCUUAUAAAUCAAGGUUUCCGGAUCAACGUAUACUCUAACUACUGCGUGGACCACAGCUGGGCGCCUGACGACUCUGACCUUGACCCAUAUCUUGAUUUCAAAUUCAAAGAAGACUAUAUCAUAACUGCCAUUGAGACACAAGGCGAUGUAUUGCGGGAGUCAUGGGUGAAAUCUUACAGUCUGAUGUAUAAGAACAUGGAAAAUGCAGACGCUUUCAUUACCAUCGCAGGUGUUACUGAAAUAGCUGGAAAUGUGGACAGCCAUAGUCGGGUUACACAGUUCUUUCCCCUGCCAGUCAUUACACGUCAGCUGAGACUAUUUCCACAGUCAUUUCAUCAGGAUGGAUCUCUCCGAGUGGCCUUCCAUGGACAACCUUUAUCAAACUUUAACCAUUCCAUCAGAUACCUAGGCUGUAUUUUGGAUAUAGAUGGGGAAUUCGUAGUGAAGUCUCUAAUAGAUUCGGGCGGAACGUGUAGAUCUACAUGCAUGGCAUCAUACCAUCAAUUCUAUUCCUACUACGAAAAUCAAAAUUCUACCAAACACUGUUUGUGCGGAAAAUCACUGUCUGUGUACGGGAGGACACAAGAAAGUUGGUGUUUUCCGUAUCCAUACACUCCUGCAUUGCCUGUUUAUAGAACCUACGAUACAUACUGUGAAGCAAGGAGUGAGAAUAACGCCAACCUUGUUUCCUCCGAGCUACCCCAUUCCCACAACUUCUAUUCCGUCUCCUCUAAGUUAGACUAUGAAUGCGAUGAGGGAUAUAUCCUGGCCAACAACGCCACAUCAAAAUCUGUAAUAUGCAGAGAAUCCAAUGGCAGUUAUUACUGGCAGGAUGAUGCUGGAAUCUGUUUGGUAAAGAACUGCAGUUCUCUGAACCAAUCAAAUGCCUGGUACAACUUAAGCACGAGCAGCGUGGCUGUCGGGACAAGCGUUACAGUGACGUGUACAAAUGAUAAGUAUAUGGCGGACGGCUCUAAUACUAAGACGCUCACCUGUUUGAGCACUGCCUUGUGGAACGAUACAGUAACCCCGUGCAAUUACAACUACUGUCCAUUGUCGCCCUCCACCUUAACUAAUGGAAAGUACGUCGUGAGCCAGGAUGAGUUGUCUGCUACCUAUAGUUGUAAUCAGUUCUACCAAUUGUCUUCGAAGUCGAACCAAGAGAUAAUCACCUGUCAACAGAAUCACCUGUGGGAAAACAUCAAUUUUACCUGUGCCAUUAAUGAUACGAAUGUAGCCUUCAGACAAGCAGAGUUUGACCUUGUCGGAUUGUUUGAUCGACAACGAAAUGCGGGAUCAGUCAUUAGUGACAGUGUUUCGUCAUCACUAUUCAAGUGCACGGACAAGUGCCUAAAGAAUGCGUGUUGCACAGCAUACUCCUACAGAGUGAAUGGAAGUGUUUGCAUACUGUUUAACAGCCGUGCACAAGCUGUAGAACUCGUUCAUGAUGUAUCAUGGAAGUAUUUUGAACUGAACACUCUCUUUAUGGAAUAAAGUUUCAGACAUUGGGACUCUUUCAUCGGGUUUUCAAUUUAUGAAAAGUAAUGAUAUAUAUUAUAUGAUUGAAAUCCACUCUCAUAUUCAUCCUCAUCGAUAUGUUUAGGAUACUUAUUUCUACUUACUUGUCCAUAGCUUGUAUGUUUAGG
This is a messenger RNA of Ostrea edulis (European flat oyster), 4479 nucleotides long. RefSeq lists its product as uncharacterized. Bases 593 to 4327 code for a protein of 1244 amino acids. The transcript is spliced from 22 exons. Lineage: Eukaryota; Metazoa; Mollusca; Bivalvia; Ostreida; Ostreidae. The record is from RefSeq and is a predicted model, not a curated record.